GAGCGGAGAGGACACCAAGAGCGAGGAGAAAGAGGAAGAGAAGAGUGAAGUCAGCAGCGAGGCCACGGGAGAGGACAAGAGUGAGAGCAGGAGUGAGAUGGAGGACGCCAACCAAGAGCAGGAAAGGAUCUACCGCGAGCUGGGACAAGACAUGGAGGCGGCGGCAGUGAGUGGUUACAACGCUUGUAUUCUCGCCUACGGACAGUCAGGCUCAGGAAAGACUUACACCGUCUUGGGACAUAAGGAAUCUCCCGGCUUGGCCCCCAGGAUAUGCCAGGGACUCCUCACCCGCCUACAGCAGAGGUACGCCCCGGACGAACUCUGCGCGCAGGACUUCUCGCUCACCCUAAGCCUAGUUGAGAUCUACAAUGAGAGGGUGCGAGACCUGCUCACGGGCAAUGACCAGGGGAGGCACCUGCGGGUACGGGAGCAUCCCCACACAGGCCCUUACGUUGAUGGUGUGACCCGCCACCCCAUCACAGAUACGAGUGAAGCGUGGGCGUUGCUAGAACGUGGGCGUGCGAGUCGCAGUGUGGCUCCCACGGCUUCCCACGCUCAUUCGUCGAGGUCCCAUGCCCUGCUGACCUUAGAUGUGACCCAGCCCGCCGCCCACACUCGCUCGGCGUUAACAUUGGUUGACCUUGCAGGGAGUGAACGAGCAAGCGAGGAAGUUGACAAGACGAGGUUGACAGAGGGAGCCAGCAUCAACCGCUCGCUCGUGACGCUUGGCAACGUCAUCUCUGCUCUAGCUGAACGCGGUGCUGCCUUAGGAUCCACGGUGGCGAUGUCCCCCCUGGGCUCCAACCUCUCCCUCUACAGCGCCACCUCCCGCCCUUCCUACGCGCAGUCCCACACCACAGUCCCCGACGGAUAUCCUCCCGAAGGACAGAGGAAGGCUUCCAAACUGCCCUUCAUUCCUUAUAGGGAUUCGGUGCUGACCUGGCUCUUAAAAGACACGCUUGGAGGCAAUGCUAAAACUUUGAUGAUUGCAACGAUGUCUCCGUCAAGCACUAGCUUUUCCGAGACCGUUGCAACAUUACGCUAUGCCACACGUGCGCGUUGCAUCGUCAACAUGCCCGUGGUGAAUCUUGACUCUGGCACAGCCACUAUCAGGAGCUUGAAGAAAGAAGUGGCUGCCCUUCGGAGGCUGUUAUGUGAUGCUAAUCCUUCUGUCAUGCAGUCACUUGGCGCAAGUGGAACUGCACUGCUGGACUUGAUCUCAAACGCAUCAACCUCGGACCUCACCCGAGACUGGAUUGAUCGCCUGCAAGUGGAGGCGACGAGCGACCACAAGAGAGUGCGGAGAAGGAGCGCCCCCGUCGGCCGAGGGUCCUCCGGCAAGAUGAACCGCUCGACGUCCUCCCUCGUCAGCGUGGAUGCGGGGCAGAGCUCGUGCGGGCCCAGGGACGUCAUCGUGGAGACGGAGCUGCCCUACCUGCUCAAUACGCUGGACGACCACAACGCCUCCAGCAUCAUUAUUUAUCAUAUACAGAGCGGAGCCUCCGUUGUGGGGAGUGGAGAGAAUGCAGAUUUGCACCUCAGCGGGCCGGGGGUAGCUCCGUCACACUGCACGCUGGCACAUGCGCGUGGUGCUGUUACACUCAGGUGCUUGACAGGCUGCGAGGUGGAAGUAGAUGGCCAAGUGCUUGCGGAAGGAGGCGCAAGGAGACUGAAAGACGGAGAUGUCAUAACCAUCGGGUCUCGGGCCUUCACCUUCACACGCCGACGCGGGCUCGACCAAGAUCCAAGUCCUGCCCACGCCACGAGGCUGGAGCGGAGAGGCCAAGGCGGCGCUCAGAAUGCAGGUCAGGCCGCCUGCACCGACAGCAAGAGCAAGCAGCACCUUCCAGGAGGCGCAGGUGUGGAGGCGACGCUGGGCUGCGCGUGAGGGUAGUGGAUAGAGUGAUGGGCCAAGGUCAUACCCACGUGGAGGACGAGUGCACGGACAGUGAGGAGGAGAAGUUUUAUAACAGUGAGUUAGAGGACAGUCAGAGCGAGUGCGAGGAGGACGCAUGCGAUAAACGUGUCACUAUGGAGGCCA
Molecule: messenger RNA, 2041 nt
Organism: Penaeus chinensis
Lineage: Eukaryota; Metazoa; Arthropoda; Malacostraca; Decapoda; Penaeidae
Product: kinesin-like protein KIF16B
Exons: 13
Coding region: 98-1888 (596 amino acids)
Biological process (GO): microtubule-based movement
Molecular function (GO): microtubule motor activity; ATP binding; microtubule binding
Source: RefSeq, a predicted model, not a curated record